Molecule: messenger RNA, 1647 nt
Organism: Racocetra persica
Lineage: Eukaryota; Fungi; Glomeromycota; Glomeromycetes; Diversisporales; Gigasporaceae
Source: the annotation of a GenBank genome assembly
AUGAAGAAAAAUUCCAAAGAACUUGCUUUACAUUAUAAAAAACUUCUACAAAGUGGCCACAAUUCUGAUGUAAUUAUUCGCUUUGGCCAAGGAGAGAAUUUAAAAGAUCUUUAUGCUCAUUCACUUAUUUUAAAAGAGCGAGCUACCUUCUUUAAUAUUGCUCUUUCUAGUAGAUGGGCUAGGAGAGAAAACAACUUUUUCAUUAUUGAAAUAAAAGAUGACGUGUCAAUAAAUACAUUUAAAACUGUUUUAAGUUACAUAUAUACUACUGAAAUUUCUUUAGAUGAAUUAAGUGGUAUUGAGAUUUUGGAACUUUUAGUUGAAAUUGAUAAAUUACUACUUAAUGAAGGAAUUAGUGGAAAAUUAAAUUCUUAUGUAUAUGAAAAUUUGGAAAAAAUAAUACGAAAAAAGGAUAUAAAUACCUGGGAAAGUGAUGAUUAUAUUCCAUUUAAAAACGCAAUUAAUGAAUUUAUUCCUUUAAUUCGAUGGUUCCAGAUUUCAAAUAAAGAAUUUAAACAAAAUAGACAACUUCUUAAAAAUGUAUUACCAGAUGAUUUGUUUAACAGCAUUUUAACCUAUCACUUGGAUCCUAGUUCUCUAUUAACGAAUACCAGAUUCUUGGAACCAAGAUAUGCUUCAAAUUAUGUAUCAUCUGAACCAACAAUCAGAUGUGAAUCAUUUUUUAGUUCAUAUGAGGAUCUUGUCAAUAUUAAUGAAACGCUGUUUACAACUAAUGACCAUGAUAUAAUCAUUCGCGUUAGCAAUGAUAUUGGUUUCAAAGAUUUUUAUGCUCAUUCAUUAAUCUUAUGUGCACGUUCCUCUUAUUUCAAAACUGCCUUUUCUAAUAUUAAUCAAGAUGAAAAACCUUUUAUUUUUCCAAUUCAAGAUAUCUCUACGGUUGUUUUUGAAGUUAUUUUCAGAUAUUUAUAUACUACUGAAUUUGAUCCUAUAAAAUUGAAUGGUGCCAACACCUUAAUGCUCAUUGUAGCUGCAAAUAAGAUGGACCUCGAUGUUAUUAUCAAUUACCUAUUAUUACCUACAAAUUUUGCUGAAUCUACUUUAAGAAAGCUAAAUGGCGGUGAUGUUUUAAAACUUUUGAUGAUUAAUGAAUUAAAAAUUCAAAAUGCUAUUAAUAAUAUAUUAUCUGAAAAUGACAUUGCACGGGCCAUCUUAGAAAAAUUGAAUGGUGCUCAAGUGUUAGAAAUAAUAGAAAAGACUGAGGAGUUGCAAAUUCAAAAAGCAAUUGCCAAUAAAUUAUCAAAUAAGGAUUUCAUCAAUAAUAUCCUAUACAAAUUUAAUGCGCAUGAUAUUUUAAAGUUCACGAAAAUAUCAAACGAUACAAAAUAUAGAAAAACUAUUGAUGAUUUGUUAACAAGUGCUGAUUUUAUUCAAAUUAUCCUUUAUAAAUUGAAUAUUGGACAAUUUUUACAAUUCAUGAAAGCGGCCACUGAAUUACAAAAUAACUUAAUUGUUAUUAAUCUGUUCUUAAAUGAAAACUUUAAGUUGAUAGUAAAAACAUUUAAUGGGGCUGAAAUUUUCCGCAUAUUAAUAGAAGCUAAUGUCUUGAAACUUCAAAAUUUAUUUUCCGACAUGACAACUUAUAUAGAUCAAAAUUUAGAAAAUCUUCUUCAAGAUGAUGCUGUUGGU